This is a messenger RNA of Rangifer tarandus platyrhynchus (Svalbard reindeer), 906 nucleotides long. The record is from the annotation of a GenBank genome assembly. NCBI's taxonomy places the organism in Eukaryota, Metazoa, Chordata, Mammalia, Artiodactyla, Cervidae.
AUGACCAAGAAGUCAGAGCCUUCGGAGGUGGCUGGCAAAGACAGGAGAGAUGGACAGUACUCACAUACAAAUGAGUGCUUCGCCUCAGGGCUCACGCGGUUGGAUAGAGCUGAUGCUGGGACAGAAAUUCAUUUCCCAAGAGAAAGGCGAGACGUGCACGCGGAACUCAGGGUUACACCAGAACAGCUCUCCUACUCAGAUGCAGGCCUGGCAAAUGUUCUCAAAAUAGCCCUGCCUCCAGCCUGUCUGUCCUCCUGCUCAUUUGCACACCACCGCCACCACCACUCCUCUGGCCAGUGCUACUCAGAAUUCUGUCCAGACGUCAUUCCUGGUCCGCAGACGAUUAGCAGUCUGGAUGAGAGAAGCACAGAUACUGAAGCAAGUGUUUAUAACCCGACGAAGCGUGAACAGGGCAAGCUUGUGGAGGAGGGCCAUGUCAAGCGGGUCCAAAGAGAUGGUUCCUGUGGGUUGUGGGUGGAGGGCAAUGUGAGUUCUCCUGGUGGAGAGCUGCAGUGGGUUUCAGGUCAGACUGUGAGGUCAGGAGGAGCUAGGCUGGAGCGGCAGGACAGUGCCCAUCAUGUCCCGUCGUGGACAGCUUUAUUUUCACUUGCUGAUAGGCAGCCGAGAGCGGAGGCCCGGCCGCGGGCGCCUCAGGCCAGCGUUCCUGGCCUAAAAUGGCUGCUCCGGACAAGCGCGGCAGCGGGCCGUGUGCAGACUCGCUGCCCGGAAACCAACGUCCCGGGGGAGGCCGGCGGGCCGUGGGCAGAGACUGCGGCUGCGCAGCUCGGCCCGGGACCGGUGGGGCGCUCUAGAUCAGGGUUCCCCGACCUUUUUGGCAUCAGGGGCCAGUUUUGUGAGAGCCAACUUUUCCAUGAACUCGGGGUGGGGGGUGGCGUUUCAGGCUGA